Messenger RNA from Python bivittatus (Burmese python), 963 nucleotides. RefSeq names its product chemerin-like receptor 1. NCBI's taxonomy places the organism in Eukaryota, Metazoa, Chordata, Lepidosauria, Squamata, Pythonidae. Gene Ontology annotation, biological process: positive regulation of cytosolic calcium ion concentration; phospholipase C-activating G protein-coupled receptor signaling pathway; complement receptor mediated signaling pathway. Gene Ontology annotation, cellular component: plasma membrane. Gene Ontology annotation, molecular function: complement receptor activity; N-formyl peptide receptor activity. The record is from RefSeq and is a predicted model, not a curated record.
AUGUCAACAAAUCCGACUGCCAAUGGCUCCUCCUCCCAUGUGCUCGUGGAGGAAAGCUCUGUGCGGGACAUCAUAAAGAUUAUCACAGGGGUGAUUUUCAGCUUCAUCUUUCUGGCUGGUGUGACUGGGAAUGGGGUAGUCCUGUGGGUCACUGGGUGGAAGCUCCGAUGGACCUCCAACACUGUCUGGUUCUUCAACCUUGCCUUAGCUGAUUUAGCGUCCACCUCCCUCAUACUUGUCACGGUACUCAACUUGGCUCUUGACCUGCACUGGCCUUUUGGCUCUGUGGCUUGCAAAGUGGCCAAUUGCCUGUUUGGGCUGAGCGUAUGCAGUGGUGUGCUGUUACUAAGCUCCAUCAGUGUGGAUCGCUGUGUGCUGGUGGUGGCCCCUGUCUGGUGCCAGAACUACCGCACCCCACGACUCACCUGGGCAGCUUGUGGAUUCCUUUGGCUGCUGUCUUUGGCAUUCUUCGUUCCCAGCUCAUACUUCUUCACCCAGGUCUCUGUGGAUAAUAAUAAUCGGAGCUCCUGCAACAACCUGGACAUCUUUCAGGACUGGCAGCAAGCUGAGGUCCUCACUAUUUGUAUUUUUCUCUAUCAGUUCCUUCUUCCCUUACUGGUUAUCUCCAUCUCCUACACAAUCCUGGUGGUGACCAUGCGCAAGAAGAAGCUUAACAAAUCCAGCAAACCCUUCCUGGUAGUCACCAGGGUGGUCUUCUGCUUCUUCCUCUGUUGGCUCCCCUACCAUGCUUUGGCUCUGGCCAGGAUCUCGAUGGAUCUUGUGCCAGAGACCAUGCGUCUGGUGGCCAUCCCGCUGUCCAAAUGUCUGGCCAUGUUCAACAGUUGCAUCAACCCCCUGCUUUAUGUCUUUGUAGGGCAAGAGUUCCAGGAUGCAGUCAGGAGAUCCUUGCUGCAGGUCUUCAAAACUGCUUUUGAGGAGGCACCUCUGGCAGCCAACGUCUGA